AUGUCGCCGACAAGCGUAAUGUCGCCCUACGACAGGCUGCGCGAGCUGGAGAAGAAGCGCUUCCAUAAGCAGCACAAGGGCCAGGUGCCUGUCAUGGACGCCGAGACGCUGCGAGAGUUGUGUAUGGAAAACGACGGGUACGAGACUCCGGAGCUCAACGACAGCUUGUACGCGCAUUUUCGUGGCUUCCAGCGCAUCGAAGGCCUGGAAGCCUAUUACAACCUCAAGGCUCUCUGGCUCGAAUCCAACGGUCUCUCUAAAAUCGAGAACUUAGAGAGUCUCGUUAACCUGCGGUGCCUCUACUUGAGCAAGAAUCUCAUCGAAAAAGUCGAGAACCUGCACGCUUUGCGCGAACUCAACACGCUGGACCUGAGCGAGAACCGCAUCCAGUCGCUUGAAGGGUUAGCACAACUCCCCAACUUGUUGUCACUAAACGCUUCUCGCAACCGUCUGACCACAAGCGCAGACUUGCAAGAGCUCGCUCAAUGCCCGCUGCUCAACAAUAUUGAUAUCAGCCACAACCUAAUCGAGGACCCAGAGACACUGAGCGUGCUCAAGGCUGUGCCGAUGCUCAAGGCGCUGCGAAUCACAGGCAAUCCGGUGGUCUCCAGUACGCGCUCGUUUCGCAAGACGUACAUUGCAGCUCUACCUCAACUGUCGUUCCUAGACCGCCCCAUUUUCCCCAUCGAGCGUGCCUCAGUGACAGCGUGGCAAUCGGGUGGCGUUGAAGCAGAGCGCGAGGCCAAGCGGUCGUUUGUGAAUCAGGAAAAUGAAGAGCGUCGUCGUAGCUUGCAAGAGUUUCGGGACUGGCAAGCGCAAGUUCGAGAGCGCAGGAUCAAGCAGUUGGCGCUGGAGCGUGCGCAGAAGCUGCUCGAAACGACCCCAGAGGUCGAGCCAGAAGAGAUCGACGUGGAUUUGCGGGGCUUUCGGGCCAUCACCAAGGAGGAGUACGUCGCAAUGGAUGCCGCCGAGCGUGCCAAGUGGGACGCCCGCAUCGCGCAAGCCCACGCGGACUCCCAGCAAGCGAAAUAUGAGGUACUUGGCGACGGAAUCGCGCGGAUGGGAUCCACUUUCUGGGCAACUUCAGCGACGUCUCAAGCAGCCGAAAUAGCCACCGUCGCGUCGGACCUGCCGCCGCCACCGCCACUCGAGAAUGCCGCAAUUGUUGAGCGUCACUCGAAAGGUAAACACGAGCUGCCUGAGGCUACCAAGUCUGCGUCGGAGGUGCAUGUAACAGAGCUCCAAGUGUCCGCUAGCAGCGACAACAGCGACCCAAUUGAAGACGCCGAGAAACCAUCUGCUGCUAACGUUGAAGUUGCGGGAAACCAAAUUGUUCAAGCUGUGCAGAGCAUUUCGGUGGUCGACUCAAGCGACUCUACAGUUCGAGCCGCCAGCGAGAAGAUGAACGUUCGCGAGAACGAGAACGACCACACAACGGCGGUUGUUGAAGAAGAGAAUGUCCAGCAUGAUACUGAUGAGCGCAGUGAGGACAGCGACCGCGAUAAUGUCGACACCGCCUCGGCUCUGUCAGCCGCAGUGGCAUCGGAGCAACCGAAUCUUCCGCCCCCGCCGCCAAUUGAAGCGUUCUGGCCAAUUGGACGCGGCUCGAUCGACGCCGAGCCUCGCGAGACCUGGGCCCAGUUGCAGCAGCGUGCCAGCGCCGCGCCCUUCCGCCUGCGUCCACAGUCGUUGCCGUCGGCUUUUGAGGCCGAGAACGAGGAGCGGAGCGGCGCACUGGCGACGGACGACGAAGCCGCAGCCUCACCCGUGCGCGUCCUAAGUCGCGCCGACAUCCUGCGCGAGUUGGGGAAGCAGCAGCACAUUCUCGCGCCCUAUACAAAUGUCAGCGAGCUGGACUAA
Phytophthora nicotianae INRA-310 is the source of this 1860-nucleotide messenger RNA. RefSeq lists its product as hypothetical. The coding region runs from base 1 to 1860 and encodes 619 amino acids. Gene Ontology annotation, molecular function: protein binding. Lineage: Eukaryota; Oomycota; Peronosporomycetes; Peronosporales; Peronosporaceae. The record is from RefSeq and is a predicted model, not a curated record. The transcript has 2 exons.